Messenger RNA from Lepus europaeus (European hare), 1536 nucleotides. RefSeq names its product beta-ureidopropionase 1 (gene UPB1). Gene Ontology annotation, molecular function: beta-ureidopropionase activity. The transcript has 10 exons. The record is from RefSeq and is a predicted model, not a curated record. Lineage: Eukaryota; Metazoa; Chordata; Mammalia; Lagomorpha; Leporidae. Bases 44 to 1198 code for a protein of 384 amino acids.
AGGCAGUGCGGGUCGCGGCGGCAGAGCUGGUGGACUCCGCGCCAUGGCAAGACCUGAGUGGCAGUCGCUGGAGCAGUGCUUGGAGAAACACCUUCCGCUCGCAGACUUGCAGGAGGUGAAGCGCAUUCUUUAUGGCAAGGAGACCAGGAAGCUGGAUCUGCCCGGCAGCGCUUUGGAAGCUGCCUCCAGAGGAGACUUUGAGCUGCGGGGCUACGGCUUCGAGGCGGCCGCGGAGCAGCUGAGAAGACCCCGCCUCGUGCGCGUGGGGCUGGUUCAGAACAGAACGCCCCUCCCGGCGGAUGCCCCUGUGCUGGAGCAGGUCUCUGCCCUCCACAAGCGCAUCGAGGCCAUCGUGGAGGUGGCUGCCAUGUGCGGCGUCAACAUCAUCUGCUUCCAGGAAGCAUGGACCAUGCCCUUUGCCUUCUGUACCAGAGAGAAGCUUCCUUGGACGGAAUUUGCCGAGUCAGCCGAGGAUGGGCCCACCACCAGAUUCUGCCAGAAGCUGGCCAAGAAGCACGAGAUGGUGGUGGUGUCCCCCAUCCUGGAGCGAGACAGAAACCACGGGGACGUCUUGUGGAACACAGCUGUGGUGAUCUCGAGUUCUGGAACCGUCCUGGGGAAGACGAGGAAAAACCACAUCCCCAGAGUGGGCGAUUUCAACGAGUCGACCUACUACAUGGAGGGGAACCUAGGCCACCCCGUGUUCGAGACGCAGUUCGGGAAGAUCGCUGUGAACAUCUGCUACGGGCGGCACCACCCCCUCAACUGGCUCAUGUACAGCAUCAACGGCGCCGAGAUCAUCUUCAACCCCUCGGCCACCAUCGGGGCACUCAGCGAGUCCCUGUGGCCAAUCGAAGCCAGGAAUGCCGCCAUUGCCAAUCACUGCUACACGUGUGCCAUCAACCGCGUGGGUGAGGAGCACUUCCCGCACGAGUUCACCUCCGGAGACGGGAAGAAGGCUCACAAGGACUUUGGCUACUUUUAUGGCUCCAGCUACGUGGCAGCCCCCGACAGCAGCAGGACCCCCGGGCUCUCCCGUAACCGGGACGGGCUGCUGGUGGCCGAGCUGGACCUCAACCUGUGUCGGCAGAUGAAUGAUGUCUGGAGCUUCAAGAUGACGGGCAGAUACGAGAUGUAUGCCCGAGAACUUGCUGAAGCUGUCAAACCCAACUACAGCCCCACCGUCAUCAGGGAGUAGCUGGUUCUGCCCCACCCCCACUCCCCGCCUGCCUGUAGGGUGGGGCCCUCUGUCACUGGGUGGAUUAGCAAACUCCGGUGGGCUCAACAAUCCAAGCUCUCCCUGUACACCACACUCUCCAGAUUGGCUUUAAAAUGCUCAGGGUGGGGGGUGGAGGGGAGUCACUGCUCAGCAGGUACAAGGUUUCCUUCGGGCUGAUUGAAAGUGCUUCGGGAUAGAUACAGGUGGUGGGUGUCCUGUGUUGCUGUGUGCUAAACACCUCUGGAUUGCACGUGGCGACAGAUUUCAUUUGCUUUGCUGUGAUGUGAAUUCUGCCUCUAUUAAAAAAAAAAAAGUAA